Messenger RNA from Seriola aureovittata, 937 nucleotides. It is a transcript of the gene tshba, whose product is annotated as thyroid stimulating hormone subunit beta a. Lineage: Eukaryota; Metazoa; Chordata; Actinopteri; Carangiformes; Carangidae. The transcript is spliced from 3 exons. The record is from RefSeq and is a predicted model, not a curated record. Gene Ontology annotation, molecular function: hormone activity. Gene Ontology annotation, cellular component: cytoplasm; extracellular region. Gene Ontology annotation, biological process: G protein-coupled receptor signaling pathway. Bases 147 to 587 code for a protein of 146 amino acids.
UAGAGGAUAACGGCUAGCUUGGUUAAAGGUUGAGCAUAUAAAGUUUGUGGGUUUGCAUAAAUACUGUUCAGCAGGGAUGUUCAGACUCACAGCAUCAUCAGCCCUGCAGGUCCAAAAUUGAUUGGAAAAAAAUAACAUUACUCAACAUGGAGACUGCCGUGUUCAACUGCUGGUUCCUUUUUCUGCUGUUCAGCCCAACAGUUCCCAUGUGUUUACCCACAGACUUCACCCUGUAUGUGGAGAAGCCAGAGUGUGACUUCUGUGUGGCGAUCAACACCACUAUCUGCAUGGGAUUUUGCUACUCAAGGGACAGCAACAUGAGGGACAUAGUUGGCCCCCGCUUCCUCAUCCAGAGAGGCUGCACCUAUGACAAGGUGGAGUACCGUACCGCCGUACUGCCCGGCUGCCCCAUUGACUCCAACCCUGUUUUCACCUACCCUGCGGCUGUCAGCUGCCACUGUGGUGCCUGCAGGACUGACAGUGAUGAGUGCGCACACAGAGCCGGUGGGGACAGAGCUAGGUGCACCAAACCAGUUAGACGGAUCUACCCAUACCCUGGUCAGAGCAACUACAUGAUCCCUUUCUGAUUGUAUUGUUUUUGUUCUCAUUGUGUCUUUUUUCGUUUAAGUUACUGAGCACAACUGCACGAUCCAAGAAUGUUUUUUUUUGUUUUUUGUAAAUAUAGGCCAUCCUAUAGCUUGUGAUGGAUACAGUGAUAUCUGCACUGCCUGUACUGUUACCUAUUGUACCAGUUUUAUUGUGCCUUUGUUGCCCAAUGCGUCUGUGCUGCAGCUCUGCUUCUCAGCUUACAAUGGGGGUUUAUCCUGGUGCGUAUUUCUGAUUCCUCUUGUACACUCAUUUGUGUUUGACUUUUUAUGUUUACUUUGAAAGGGAUACUCUGAAUGCAACUCAAUUAAAGCUAAAGUCUCUAAAUAGC